AAUUGGCAACACUACUUCUAAUUUCUCUUGCUGCUUGCUGUAUUUCUGCUCGGAGCUCGAUUUCUGGAAUUUGAGGAUUUCAAAAAAGGACUCCCACUUACAAUGAGUGUUCCUGAAAGUGCUGUUGGUUCCGAAACAGAGCUACUCCAGUGUCCGUAUGAAAUUUCCCAUAUGAUUAUGCGCAAACGUUUUCAAGUUCAUUUGGUGCGCUGUCGCAAAAAUCAUCCCAAGGCCGAGGUAGUUACAUGCCCCUUUAAUGUUACUCAUCGCGUGAACAAAGUAGAAUUGGAGUGGCAUUUAUCAAAUUGUUUUGAUCGUAAAUCGUUUGAAAACUUCCGCAACCGUCCUGCACCUGUGGUCGGCCUGAGCUCUUCAAUUGAUCGCACUUUCUGUGAAAGUGAUUCAACUCAUCGUAGUUUGUGCACAAGCAUUGCUAGUGAUGUUACCAUAGUAGGUGGCGAGUUCGUAGAAUCAUCCGAAUCGUGGGACGAUGAUCCGCACGUUCCCAGCUAUAAUCCAACGGAUUAUAUUAAUAAAGCUGAUGUUUUACGCUUGCCAGUUGGUAUGACACCAUCUGAAAGAAAUGCAUUUCGUUUGGCUGAACGAAAACGUCUACAGUCUUUAGCCAAGUAAGCUAUAGUAUAUAAUAGUUACUUAUCCAUACAUUCAAUCAUUUUGUUUUUAAUGAAGAUGAUGAAUUUGUUUCGUUUUUUUAUAAUUUUAACUGUAUAUAAUAAAUGAAUUGCAUAAUUUUAAUUUAAUCGCUUUUGUUUCGAGGAUGUAAUAAAACAAUGAAACCUGGGUAAAUCUCGUAGCCUAGAGUUUACUUUCAA
Messenger RNA from Musca domestica (house fly), 833 nucleotides. RefSeq names its product gametocyte-specific factor 1 homolog. The record is from RefSeq and is a predicted model, not a curated record. Lineage: Eukaryota; Metazoa; Arthropoda; Insecta; Diptera; Muscidae. Bases 103 to 633 code for a protein of 176 amino acids. The transcript is spliced from 2 exons.